CGGAAGAUCAGCAUUGCUCUUCUUAAUUAGAACCUAUAUUAUAACCCCCAUUGUUUUUGUGUUGAAACCCUAAACCGAUCCUGAAUGCGAGUUACACAAAUGUCACUUCCUCUCAUCCUUCAAAACUUGCUAUAAAUAGAAACCAGAAGCUUAGCUAAUAUAUAUAAGCCCUCGGAAAGAGGAAAUUAGAUAGUGAGAGAUAGAGAGAGAAACAAAAAAGAAGAAGAAGGAAGAGAGGAAAAGCAACCUCUGUUUACUUGUGCUUAAAAACCAAAUCUCUGAUUGCCCAACGUCCAUUUUAACCCACUGUUUCGAUCUGCACACCUCUCUCUCUCUCUCUCUCUCUCUCUCUCUCUCUCUCUCUCUCUCUCUCUCUCUCUGAAACCCAAAGCCACACACACCAUUUGUUCUUUUCUCUCUUCAUCUUCCAGUGUUUUCACUUCUUUUCCUUUUUCUAGGCUGCGUUAGCCAAUUGAGAGCCCAGAACAAGAAAAAAGGGGAAGGAAAAAGAAAUGACUAUGGACGUCGAGGAGGCAGCUGGGAAAACAAUGGCCAAGGCCUGUGGGCCAAUGGCAGGUGGUGUGGAAGGAGUCGGGUCGGGUGGGUUAUCGGCGUGCGUGCGGAAUCUUCAGGGAGCAGUGAACAGGAAACGUCGGAUGCCGAGGCUGAGACGCUCGUCGUCUUCCUUCAGCCUCCUCUCAGCUCUCCCUCUCCCUUCGCGCGUGCGUAUCCCUCCCCCUCCCCCCGCACGUAAAAUCGACCGGACAAGGCUGCGGUUUCUCUUCGAAAAGGAGCUCAAGAACAGUGACGUCAGCUCCCUCCGCAGAAUGAUACUCCCCAAGAAAGCGGCGGAGGCUCACCUUCCGGCUCUAGAGUUCAAGGAAGGGAUGUUCAUAAACAUGGACGACUUGGACGGUCUCCAUGUCUGGUGCUUCAAGUACAGGUAUUGGCCAAAUAACAAUAGCAGGAUGUAUGUACUUGAAAACACCGGUGACUUUGUGAAUGCACAUGGGUUGCACCUAGGGGACUACAUCAUGGUCUACAAGGAUAACCAAACCCACAAUUAUGUGAUACAAGCGAGAAAGGCAUCGGAAAGAGAAGAAGAGGAAGACGACGACGACGUAGACGUAGACGUAUACACGGGCCUCGCAAGGAUAGAGGAGAACACGGUUAAUAACCACGGCCUGUGCCUCGGACAGGACUACGAAGUGGUGGUAGAUGUCGGGAAGUCGAGCUGCUGCAGGAGCUACUACCCCGUCAUGGACAGCGACCACAGGGACAGCGGUGCGGCCGCAAUGUCGUUCGUGUACGACACGACAAAGCUGUCGAACGACAGUCCACUUGAUUUCUUGGGAGGAUCCAUGACCAACUGCACUCACUCCAGGUUCGGUUCCUUUGAGGCCUUUGGCUCCGUUGAUAACCUCUCCCUCGAUGACUUCUACUAAAGAAGCUUUACAUAUAUAUAUAUAUAUAUAUAUAUAUAUAUAUAUAUUAUAUAUGCAUGUAUGUAUGUAUCCAUCCUCCAAGUGUUUUAUAUAGUAUAUAUACGCUACAAUAAUGCAUUUUGCGUGGGUUAUAAAUUUUCGUCCGACAUGUAUCUCUUUUUAUAUAUAUAUAUAUGUAUACAUAUACAUGUGUGUGUACUUCGAAUUAUAACAUUAUGCUUAACAUGAUCUGUUUUUAUAUUUGUGUCCAUUUAU
Tarenaya hassleriana is the source of this 1700-nucleotide messenger RNA. RefSeq names its product B3 domain-containing transcription factor FUS3-like. Lineage: Eukaryota; Viridiplantae; Streptophyta; Magnoliopsida; Brassicales; Cleomaceae. Gene Ontology annotation, molecular function: DNA binding; DNA-binding transcription factor activity. The record is from RefSeq and is a predicted model, not a curated record. The coding region runs from base 513 to 1445 and encodes 310 amino acids. The transcript has 6 exons.